Messenger RNA from Phyllotreta striolata, 4515 nucleotides. Lineage: Eukaryota; Metazoa; Arthropoda; Insecta; Coleoptera; Chrysomelidae. The record is from the annotation of a GenBank genome assembly.
UCAAAUUUGAUUAUUUUAUUGGUAAAAAAUGUAGUUUGUAGAAAUAAAAUAAAUAUAAUGGAAAAUCCAAAUUAUGACAUAGGUUUAAAAACUGAAGACGCUGUUGAUAAACUUUGCGAUGAAAUAUCUGCAGUUCUCCAUCAAUACCAAGCAUCACAAAGAUGCAGGAAUUCAAAGUUCUGGUUAAAAGACGCAUUGAGUUAUAAAAGUAAACGUACAACAGUUAAUUUAGUUUCGAUUGUAUUUGCUCUCUGGACAGUGAUUUCUCUAAUAAUAGGAUACGUUCUUGAAGGUGAUAAUUUGGCAGGAUACGAAGCAAUACCGAUUGUAGUAUUAAUGACUGUGAACGUCGUUUUGGAAAUAUACGAUAAUAAAUUUAGGCAGCAAGAAAUACCAAAUCGAGUCAAAUCUGUCUUAGAGAAUUUGAGAAAGCAAAAGAAAAAUUUGAACUGGUCUCUUGAAAACUACGCUGAUAAAUACACCCCAUUUUCACCUUGCAUAACAGUACAGUGGACUUACAGAGAUGGAAAAAUAGUUAACUUACCUUGGGCAUUAUUAGUCCAAGGUGAUGUUAUUGUCGUUAAACCAGGUCAAAUUUGCCCAGGUUAUUGUGAAGCAUUGGAUAAAAACAGCGAAGUCCCCUUGUUACAUGCUAAAGAAAUAUAUGCUCCGACGCUGCAAAAUGCCAAUGAACUUUUCAGCGUUCCGAAAUAUAAAAAACCGUUAGAACCAAAGAAAUUCCGGCUAUUAGAAACACCUUAUUUGAACAACUUGAAGAUAUUUCUAGAACAAGCCUUAGACAGGCCGGUAUCGCAGCUCAAUCAACAAAGGCAUUUAGUAACGAUAAAAAUUGUGGAACAGAUGAUUUUACCAUUCACUUUUGUUUUAGUGUUAGUUAUCAAUUUGUUUAGGUACUUUUACUUCCAUAAGUAUUUCGGAAGAUAUUUAGUUUCAAAUACUUUAUUCAUUGUGCCAUGCAAUGUUAUUCUACCUUUGCUUCCUAUGAUAUUUCCGAUAUUUUGGAAUUUUUCGAAUUACUUUGGCGCCGCCAGGAUAACAACGAUAUUUGAUGCCACUACAAAAUGUGAUAAGACUGUUAAAGAUAUCGAAGGAGACGUUGAAGCAGCCCCCGUUCUUGAAAGUAAACUAGAAAUUAGCAGGAACGAAAUUCUUCGAAAUUUUUUAAAGAUUUUAAAAGGAAAACCGAAAAUACUUACCAGGUCUACUAACAUUUUGCAUGUUCUAGGAUCAGUUACUGCUUUAGGAUGUAUUGACAAAAAAGGGAUUUUAUCUUGGCCUAAUCCCACUGCAGAGAAGAUAUUUUUCCUUCAUAAUCAAAACAGUACUUCUCAUUCAUCAAGCUUAGAUAACGUCAAUGAUUUAUCAAACGAUAUUGACUCCAUGCUGCCUAAUUAUCAACCAGACAGUCCCAAAAGCGCCGUGAUCGAAGUACUCGAUCUCACACAUCACAAUAACGACCCUUUUAAAUUACAUUUCGACGACCAAGAAUGGAGUAAAUAUAUGUCCAAUCUCAAACCUCUCGGUUUGUCAAUCUUGUUGAAUACCUGCAAUAUUGAUACCAAAGAUCAUUAUACCACAUUUUGUUCACAUAUAACCUGCGAAGCGAUUUAUAAUGAAAAUUUAGUGCCUGUUACUAAUAGGAGAUGCCUGUGCGAAUUAGCCAAAGAAAUCGGUUUUGUAGACGAGGCCCAGAAGAUUUUUACCCUCGAAGAGCAACUGUCAUCAUUUAGACAUUUGCAACCUGAAAUGGUGAGGAGGGAUAAUAAGUACGCGCGUUCGUUACAACUAUCUACUAAAUUAAAAUUUCCCUUUCCUCACAUGUUUGCCGUUAUCGUUAAAGAGCUAUCCACUGGCAACAUGCAGCUGCUUUCCGAAGGAACCGCUGAUAUUAUUUUAGAUUCGUGCGUGGACUAUUGGGACGGUCGCGAUUUAAUUCCGUUGUCUAAUACCGAUAGAAAAAGAAUACAAGAUUUCUAUCAGAGAAGCAGCUUGACCGCGUACUGUACUGCUUUUGCUUACAGGCCACUUUCAAAGAACAUAAAUUCGAAGUUAAGCGAAGUGUAUCUAGAAUUUCCUAGUGAUUCCAGGCAUUUGUAUUUAAACCAGAGAAGUCCAACGCCUGUGCAUUGGGAGGUUAAAGGUGUUUUAGAUGCUAAAAUAAAAACGAACCAUUUUUACAGCGCCGAUUCCCUACUUUAUAACGAAUGCCCUGCAGGUGGUGUAACUGAUGCGGAUAGUUGUUUUCAAAUGCAGUGCAACCAGAUAUUCAUAGGCAUGAUAACGAUGCAAUAUCAAGCUUUAAUAGAUAUGGUGCAAUUAAUAGAGCAACUUGAAAGGGCGUGCAUCCGGUUCGUUCAUUUCAGUAAAGAAAAUGAACUUCGUUCGAGAGUUUUCAGCGAAAAAAUGGGCCUGGAGAGCGGAUGGAAUUGCCACAUUUCUUUAUUAAGCGAAAGAAACAGAGGUGAAAAUUCAGGACAAGCUGAUAGUAAUUCUAGCCCACCUCAGCAAAGGCAGAGAUGUAAUGUACAAGGAGUGAGGAAAAUUCCAAACUCACCCCGUGUCGAUGAUAUGACCUUCUUUACUGAUAGUAACCUGGAGUCGUCCAGGACGAUGAGCUUCUCAGCCCCCGGUGCAAUAAACACGGAAUUUUCAACGGUGAAAUUCGGAAAAGAAGUCGAAAAAUUCAACAUCGAACGAAAGCUAUGCGAGCAAAUGGACGAAAACAUCGACGAAAUGAGCAACGAGAGUUCUCCGUUACAACCCGACUGCAACGCUCACGAAUGGCAAUCUUUGAGCAAUCUCACAGAGAGCACCGAGCACAGCGCCCCGAUCAAUUUCGAUAUGAGUAAUAGAGCUAAGUUGCCCAGGGGAAUCGACAAAAUUAGACCCCAUAUCGAAUUAAUCGACAACGUUCCUCUUUUAGUUUCGCUUUUUACCGAUUGCAAUCCCGACGUUACCAGGGAGAUGCUGCAAAUUAUGCAGGAUUACAACGAAGUCGUCUGCAUUUUGGGAUCGGCGGAGAAUUGCGAAAAUGCCGGCGUUUUUAUGCAAGCUGACGCAAGUAUUUCAGUGGAACCUCUAUAUCCUCAAGUGUGCCAAAAGCUGAAACCUUUUAAACAACAUGCUAACGGAUUGGGUCCGAUUGAUUUAUCAGUGCAAUUGAACUCCAUACCUUGCUCAUUGUCGUUUAAGAGGGAUUCCCAGCUUCCUAUUUACAGGUUAAUAUUGGAAUCCAGGAAUUUUAUAACUUCAAUUUGGAACUCUGGGCAAUUCUGGUUGUGCUGCUGCAUAGCGUUAAGCUUGUUGCAAGUAAUUUCCGCGGUACUUAUGCUGCCGGGUCUGCUGACUACAGGACAAGUUUUGUGGUUUUCUUGUUUAGUUGUUCCGUUGAUUAGUAUAUCAUUGAUGGCAAGGCCGAUUGAUCCAGACGUGAUGAAAAAACCACAAGGAAAAAAUCAAAAUUUAACGAAUUGGCAUGCUGCUAUUUUUAUACUGUGGUGUUAUGGUUCCAAAUUUAUGGUGAUGUUUUUCGUUGUAUUGGUAUGCUAUAUUGGUAUAUUAACCGAUCAUUGCGGCCAAAUAUGUGCGGUUCUUCCUAAUUGUACUUGCGCUUUCUUUUACAAUCCUGUUAUAUUGACCGAAUCGGUAUCGAUGGGCGGUUGGGAUGAAAACGAGUGGACUCUUUUGGUGGCUCGUUUGAUAAUAAGCUUUAUCAUUUUACUACAUUUCGUCGUGAUUUCUAUUGGAUUUGUGCACCGUGAUCAUCUGGUUUAUCAAAAAUCGCCGCAUAAAAAUUCGUACUGGUUGUUUGCCAUCUUUAUAUUGAUCGUAUUACAAUCGACCUACACGUUAGGCAUGUACUAUAAAAUCGUGGACACUGAAGGAAGUAACAAAGAAUUUGACAUACCUUUGUGGGUUAUUAUUUUCGCGGCUUUAUCUCCCCUCAUUGUUUUCAUCGUUAACGAGUGGACAAAGAAACAAGAGAUCAUGGUUAAAGAGCGGUUUCUGAAAAGAGCUCGACUAGACUUUGGUACAAAAUUAGGAAUGAAUUCACCAUUUUAAUCUGUGGUGAAAUGAAUUAUAUGAAGUUUCCACGUAUCAUAUAUCACUGCCAAAAAUAUUUAUUGUUAGUCAACAAGAUCAGAAGGAGAAUUGUAUAAGGAAAUAAUAUAAAAUUCUACAGUAUAAAUUGACCAGUAUUUAUCGCUAUUAUUUAUUAAAAACGAUCGAGUAUUGGCCAUUUUAUGCAUAUUAUAAUGUGUUUACGAAUAUAUUAUAGUAUUCUUGGUUAUUAAUUAUUGUAAUAUAGUAUUUUUGUGUACAUCAUAUACUUACUAACAUAGUAGAAUAUCAAGUAGAUAUUGUAUUGUGUGUCGUUAUAAUAUUUGUUGUAAAUUUGAGUUUGAUUCUUUUGAGUCCAUGUACAUUUUUAAUUACUGUAUAUUUACUAAACUAUAAGACUGGAAUGUUGUAAAUAAACAAUUUGCCUAAAAU